AUGAAGAAUUUGACAUAUUUAAGUUUGGAUCACACUAAUAUUCAAGAACGAGGAGCUAUUUGCAUUGUGUCAAGUCCAAAUAUGAGCCGUUUGACCUUUCUAUCCUUGAGAAAUAACUCUCUUGGAGGAGACUUUGCCUCAAUACUAGCCUCAAGUAGCUAUUUAUCGAAAUUGCAAGAAUUGAAGCUAUAUAGCAACAAUGUUGGUGAUUCAGGAGCAACAAGAAUUGCCAACAGUGAAUAUUUGAAAAAUCUUACCAAAUUAGAUCUCGAGUUCAAUCAAAUAACUGAUGAAGGUGCAAUAAGUAUUGCCUCAAGUCAAUAUUUAUCAAAUCUUUUGGAACUGCAUUUAUCUCAUAAUGAUUUUUCAGAUAGAGGUGAAGAUGCAUUGAAACAUAGCAAAUAUUUGACCAAUACCAAUGUUCAAACGUCAAGCGUUAGAACUCUCUCUCAUACACCCAUUCAGCUUGCCUAA
Messenger RNA from Naegleria lovaniensis, 474 nucleotides. RefSeq lists its product as uncharacterized. Gene Ontology annotation, molecular function: GTPase activator activity; small GTPase binding. The coding region runs from base 1 to 474 and encodes 157 amino acids. Lineage: Eukaryota; Heterolobosea; Eutetramitea; Acrasida; Naegleriidae. Gene Ontology annotation, cellular component: nucleus; perinuclear region of cytoplasm; cytosol. Gene Ontology annotation, biological process: activation of GTPase activity; nucleocytoplasmic transport. The transcript has a single exon. The record is from RefSeq and is a predicted model, not a curated record.